Messenger RNA from Pleuronectes platessa (European plaice), 6973 nucleotides. It is a transcript of the gene uvssa, whose product is annotated as UV-stimulated scaffold protein A. Gene Ontology annotation, cellular component: chromosome. NCBI's taxonomy places the organism in Eukaryota, Metazoa, Chordata, Actinopteri, Pleuronectiformes, Pleuronectidae. The record is from RefSeq and is a predicted model, not a curated record. Gene Ontology annotation, molecular function: RNA polymerase II complex binding. The coding region runs from base 150 to 2510 and encodes 786 amino acids. The transcript has 15 exons. Gene Ontology annotation, biological process: response to UV; transcription-coupled nucleotide-excision repair.
CGGAAGUCGAAAUAUCCUAGGGAAACAAAUGGAUACAUUAAGAGAAGCAACACAGAAAAGCAGCAGAGCAUAGUAAUAUCUAAACAGGACAACCCCGCUACAGUAUACCCCUGAGAUUAGGCAUGAAUGGACAAAAGGGUGUAUAGUGGAUGAACACAACAGUGAUGGAGUUGUCUCAGAGGGAGCGGCUCUCAGAGCUGGUGGAGGAGCUGACCACAUCGGGGCAGCCACAGCUCAACCAGGACAAGAUGAAGAAAAUCAAGAAGAUCUGCAAAGUGUCAAAUGACUGCAUCGACCACCUGUACCACUUAGUGAUGGCUCAGCUCAACCAAGACCACUGCGAGGUGCGACUGUCAGCCUUCCAGAUCGCCUCUGAGCUGUUUUCCAGAUCACACCACUUCAGGACGCUGCUGGUAGACAACUUCCAGUACCUGCUUUGGAAAUGUCUUUCCUCCUGCCUUCUGCUCCUGCAGGAGUUCUUGGACUUGACAGUGGAGACAGACUUAGAUCAGCCCCUCCCUCCUCCUAAAGAAGUAGCCAGGAAACUGAGGUCACUGGCUAUCCAAACCGUCCAGUCAUGGCAUGCCUCACAUGGCACAGCUUAUAAGAAGUUGGCACUGGGCUACCACUUUCUCAAACAGGUUAAGAAGAUCGACUUCCAGGAUGCCGAGGCCAGGACUGUAGCAGAGAGGGGGAGGGAGGAGGAGAGACAAAGGAGAAUGGAGAGGAUCUACAAGGAGAGAGUUGAGGCAGCAUGCAAAGACAUGGAGGAGUCGUACCAGGAAAUUGAGGCAACACUGACAGAGAUGGAGUCCUGUUUGAGGCUACUUUACCCUGAGUUUGGUCUCACAGACAUCCACUCAGCCAGCAACACACCUUCAAGAUCCCAUAGAGACAACGAAUUCCCAUCAGAUGAUGGACAGCCCUGCUGCAGUAAAGAUGUGAGGGAUAACAUGAAAGAAGAGAUGGAGGAGAGCAGGGAAGCGAAAAAUAGGAAUGGAAAGAAGGAAAUAAUGUCUCAAAAAGAGGAGAGGGAGCCUUGGAAUGAGCAGAAGGAGGAGAAGAAAGAUGAGAUUGAGAAAGUGCUUGGGGUGGGAGAGGAGGAAGAAGACACAGAAGAGGAGGAGGAGGGGGGAAGUAGUGAAGAAGAGGAAGACAGACCUUUUGAUGAGGACUUGUUUAUUCGGAACUCUGGACUAAUUUCUCACUCUUACAGUCUGGACCUGAACCUCAGUCCAGGUUUUCAUGUAAAGGAGUCAGAGGAUAAUGAGGCAGUGGUUUCCACAGUGAUAGACCUCCACAGACUGAUAACAUCCAAACACCUCCCAGCUGUGCAAAGCUGGGUGCAGGUGUUCACUAAGACUGGUGCGGGGCAACAGCUUUUAAGGAGAGCACUUGAUCUGAAGACAUCUUUAGAAGCAGCACUGCAAAAACACAAAGAGCUCCACAUCGACUAUAAGACCAGGGUCCGCAAAGUGAUGAAGGCCUCUUCAGACGGACAGGAUGAGGAGGAUGAUGAUGACGAUGAUGACUUUGAUGAGGUUCCAGAGAAAGAGGGAUAUGAGCCACACAUUCCAGAGCAUCUAAGAAGCGAGUAUGGUUUGGAUCCCACUCCUUCCACCUCAGCAGCACCUGUCACAGCAAAACUUCCUGCUAAGAGACCUUCAGCUCCAGCCCCUCAUUCUUCCUCACACUCGUCUACCUUCAGGCGUAUGAAGCGUCUCACAGAAGAGGAGCAGGAUCCAACUUGUGCAGCUGCCACGGUGCGCCUCCUAAGACAGAGCCUUCCUCUUUCUGUGGAGCCCAGCAGCAGCAGCAGCUCACCAGGUCCCAGAUCAUCUCGGUCCAGCUCAGACCAGAAGGCUGUGGAUGCUCCUGUGGUUCCAUUUGGUUUGGACCUGUACUACUGGGGACAGGAGCAGCCCAAUGCUGGCAAGAUCAUCAAAGCGGCUUCUCAGCAUCAGUUCUGGGUGCCCAUUGAGGUGGAGGAAGAGGUGGAAAAUGAGCAGUUACUGGCAGAGAGCAAGAGCAGAUACAUCUCCUUCCCUGGAAGCUUCACUCCUGUCAGUCAUUACUGUAGAGCUCCACUGGGUAAUGGAAAGCUGUGUCAGAGGCAGGACCGGCUCAAGUGUCCUUUCCAUGGCCGGAUCAUUCCUCGAGACCAGGAGGGUCGACCCUGUAAGCGAGAGGACCAAGUGAGGGAGGAGCAGGAGGAGAGGAGGAAGAGGACAGAGCAGCCUGACUGGCGUGAUGCAGAGCUGAUGCGAGACAUUGAGGCAGCAACAGGAGAAAACCUGGGUUCGGACAGAGUGGGUAAAAAAGGGAAGGGGAAGAAGAAGAAGUUUCCCAACCUCAGUGAUCUGAAGCAGAGCGCCAACACAACCCGUUCCAGACUGGAGAAAAAAGUCUUCAACAAGAGCAGCAUGCGGAGAGUGGCUCAGGUGAUGAGUAAAGCUGACGGAAGAAAACAUGACAAGUUCUCCAACCAGUUCAACUAUGCUCUCAACUGACCUCCAGCCAGUGUCUAAGGCCUCUGACUAAAAUGACACGGACUGAGGAGUGCUUCUCAUUGAUUCUGUUUGUACUGAUCCGAAAGGAAGAUCUUAAUUGUUGAUGUGAAAAUGCUGUAUAUGAAUCUGGUUACCAGAUAAAUAAUUGUAUUAGUGUUUAAUAUUUUAAACACUAUUUGAACACAACAGUGCAGUUGGAAUGAUUUGACUUGUGUCUCAACUUUUUAAGGAAAGGUAAUUUGAUCAUUAUCAAUCAAUCAAUCAAUCAAAUUUUAUUUGUGUAGCCCAUAUUCACAAAUUACAAUUCGUCUCAUAGGGCUUUAACAUGGUGUGACAUCCUCUGUCCUAAACCCUCAGCAAGAGUAAGGAAAAACUACUAAAAACCCUUUUAACAGGGUAAAAAUACGUAGAAACCUCAGAGAGAGCCACAUGUGAGGGAUCCCUCUCCCAGGACGGACAGAAGUGCAAUAGAUACCACGUGCAGGAAAACAUCAUCAAGAUUAAAGUCUUCAAGAUUAAAGAUUAAAGUCUCUAGCAGCAUUUGAUGAGGGUAGACAUCCCGAAGGACAACCCCAACAUGACAUGCCAAGCAGUUCCGCUGCAAUCACAGUCAAUGGUCAGCAACCAGCAGGACCACGAUCCACCAUCCAGACCAGAACGCCACUCCAGUCCUCAGUCACCGUCCACCGCCAUCCACCACGGGCCGCCGCCGCGGUCCUGGUCCAAUGCUCGUACCCGAUGCCAACGCGACACAGGGUCCACCACCACCACCACCACCACGAUCAGCCCACACGACACAGAAUCCGCCACACUGGGUCCACCACCACGACCCCCGGUGCGCGAUCAACAAACCGCAAUCCAUGGUGCGGCCACAGAGGCCCUGGAUCUGUGGGUGAUAAAGCAAAGGGAUUCCGGGGAAGGGGGAUAGGGAUGGAGAAGAGGAAGGAGAAGCUGGAAAAAGAAGCCCCGUGUGUCAUGUGUCAUAAAAUAGAACAAGUUACGUUCUGCCGCACUAAUUAGCUCUAACUAUAAGCUUUAUCAAAAAGGAAGGUUUUGAGCGUUAAACGAACAGAUGGUGUCUGCCUCCCGAACUGAAAGUGGUAGUUUAUUCCACAGCAGAGGAGCUUGAUGGCUGAAAGCUCUGGCUCCUACUCUACUUUUAGAGACUUUAGGGACGACAAGUAGGCCUGAAUUCUGGGAGCGGAGUGCUCUAGUGGGUUUAUAAGGUACUAACAGCUCUUUAAGGUAAAAAGGCGCUAUAUUAUUAAGGGCCUUGAAGGUGAGGAGGAGAAAUUUAAAUUCUAUUCUAGAUUUAACCGUAAGCCAGUGUAGCGAUGCUAAUACUGGAGAAAUGUGCUCUCUUCUCUUUGUUCUCGUCAGGACACGUGCUGCGGCAUUUUGGACAAGCUGUAGAGUCUUUAACGACUUACUGCUGGAGCCUGAUAAUAAUGAAUUACAAUAGUCCAGUCUCGAUGUAACAAAGGCGUGGACUAGUUUUUCUGCAUCUUUUUGCGAAAGAUGCAGAAACAAUGCAUUAAUCAAAUGUAUUGUUGCAUUUUGAUGAUGUGCCGUUUCUGACACAUUCUUUUAAUAGUUUUAAUAUUGUCUUUGCAUCUGCCAAAUCCAAUUUUCAUUUUGUACAACUGAAAUGUCCACACUUUGUGUCUGCUGUUUUUACUCGUUAAAUUUAUGGUUGAUUUUAUAUUUGAUUUGUGUUUUGGGGGAAUAAGCCAUGAAAUACACUCCCUUCCCUCAGCUUUAUGUGUUUGUGUCCUUGUAUUGUCCUCCACUUUGAAGAGGUUAUUUCAAGGUUAGUUGAGCACAUGAAUAAAAAAAAUGGAUAUGCAGCUACAUAACUGAGAAUGAAUGGAAUUAUUUAUAAAUUAAUUCAGUCUGUUUGAGUCCACAAAACACUGUAGGAGUUUCCGGGGUAAAUGGCAUUGCGUGAAAUAUCCCUUUAAGCUACUACUUUUGUAUCAGGAUUUCCAUAAAAUGGAUCUCUUUAAUAGGCUUAAAUUGACAUCAAACAUACUUGCUUUUUUAGCAAAGUUUAAUGAACACACCAAAAGGAUGUAUUACUCUAUGGAGGUCGUGUCUACGAAGAACAUGUUGGAUGCACCCCCCUUGGCUAAUCAGUCUAUAGUCCAAACAUGGGUUACAUACACACCGGGCUACAUUCUCAUGUCUGUGGGUAAGGUAAACAUCUUGAGUUCAUAUUAAAGGUGUUUGAAUGAAACAUCAGCUCUGUUUGUGGCAUCUAUUGCGUGGCAUCUAUUGCACUUCUGUCCGUCCUGGGAGAGGGAUCCCUCACAUGUGGCUCUCUCUGAGGUUUCUACAUAUUUUUACCCUGUUAAAAGGGUUUUUAGUAGUUUUUCCUUACUCUUGCUGAGGGUUAAGGACAGAGGAUGCCACACCCUGUUAAAGCCCUAUGAGAUGAAUUGUAAUUUGUGAAUAUGGGCUAUACAAAUAAAAUUUGAUUGAUUGAUUGAUUGAUUGGUUUGUCACUGGACAGAAAUCCAGUGAAAUCCUUUUAUGACAGAAUGAGGGUGGAACAAACCUCUCUACAUAAUCAAACUGUACAGACUGCUGCAAGGGCAAGUGUUUUCCAACCACUUUAUCAAGAGAGGCGAAACCGGGUACUAAAAACCAUUAGGAGUCAUGAGUUGAGUUGUAGAAGUAGUGUGGUCAACAUUCAGAUUACUGAAGUUAUGGGUGAAAACAUGUUCGAUCUCCAGAGGGAAAUAAACUGAGCUGUGCCCAUAAACCUGCAACUUCUCACAGGAAGAAUGGGAGGAUCCUCAGAUUUCUGACUGACCACCUACCAGCCUACCUUCCUCCCUGAAGGGUGAAACUCAACUUUUUUUUAAUUUUACAAACUAAUUCAGUUGCUAAUUGCCUGUGAGAUACAUUGUACUAAACUGUGGAAACCGUCUACAGCCAAACAGUUUACAUAUCAAUACUAAUCACAGCUCUCAUGUGAGUUACAUUGUGUCCAAUGUUAUGCGAUCAGUGCUUUGAUGUGUAAAUAAAAACUCAGAAUCCUUUCUCCUCAAAGGUUAAACUGAACAAAUGAUCAUCUUGUAACACAUUACUUUUAUUGUUUUAUUACAACCUCUAGUAUCAUCAAUUUGUAAAAUAUGUUACAUGUUAUAAUUUGUUUGCAGGCUUAUGUAAAAAAUUGCAAACAUGGUGAGAUAAGAAGUUUGCUUUGGUGGAGGUAUGCAAUCUCCUAGCUACAUAUUUUAUCUAUUAUAUAAUGUGAAAAUACAUCAGCUUGACAGUUUUAUACUUAAUAACAGAGAUUUGCCUUUAUAUAUAAUUUUAGGUCUUAUAUAUAUAGUUUGAGCGGCUGUGGAUGAGAAAAAAAGUGCUGCUCAUGUACUGUAUGAACGUGCUCGUGAAUGGGUGAAUGAUAAAAGAAAAUUGUACUGACAAGCGCUUUGAGUCGUCAUAAAGACUAGAAAAGCACUGUAUAAAUACAGAUCAUUUACCAGAAGUGUUUCCACAGCAAUAUAUAUCACAUUAACUUUGCAAUUGUUAUAGAACAAAAAAUAUGCAAACCAAAUAAGCUACUGUAGCUGUAGAAAACAUUGUGUAGAAAAUGGCUUAUGUAGUAAACUUGUGAAACAUUUGCAGACGAACAAACACUGAAGGAAGAAAAAAAAACGUAUUAUCAGCAGGAAGUUUGAGCCAUUGUUUCAGUUCUUCAAUUUGUUAAACGUUUUUUGUCAGUUUAGCAGUUUAGCCUCGGCCAAAUGAUAAAUGUUUGAAACAUUUUCUUUCCCUAGUGAAGCAAAGAUGAACAUUGAAUCUCAUAGAGGUUAGAGGCUGGAUUGAUUGCAGAAAUUGCCACGACCACACUGGACACAUUUCACAGGCUAGUGUCUGACCUGAUCAGUGCAAACAUCAUCUGGAACACCAACAGGAACUCUGGUGGUAGAGACGUGGUGUUAAGUGUUGGACGACCUAUAAGAACGCAAAAGAAUAUGGCUAGUGGCAACCUCUGCCUGGAAGCUCCUUUGUUUCAGUGGCUUUUGGACUCCAAUUGGUACAGUAACACUGGCAGACCCACCAUGCAUUAACAACGGCUUAACUGAGGGUUUGCAAAACAGCUAGUGGCACCACCUCAUGUGGCAAUUUAACCUUGCAAAACAUUCAUUAAGGAAAUCAACUUGUCAUACUCCUUCGCUAUGUGUGACAUAGGACCAACAUUGGAUAGCAAAAUGUGACUUCCGUUUUCUGUUUGCAUCGAUUGCUUUGAAUUGAACAAAAAAAAAUCGAAACAAUUAAAAUAAUUAAGCUGCUCAUUGCCAUAUUUUGUAUUAUUCUUCAUGACUAUUUUAAAGAGUCAUAUGUGAAGAUAUGAUAUUUCAAUAACUUGGUUUGUAUCAAUUUUCCAAGAAAUGUGGUCAGUUUUGAAAUGUGAUAUCGGACAUGGUAUUAAAGCAUUUAAAUUGUAUGAA